Dioscorea cayenensis subsp. rotundata (Guinea yam) is the source of this 998-nucleotide messenger RNA. RefSeq lists its product as uncharacterized. The transcript has 3 exons. The record is from RefSeq and is a predicted model, not a curated record. Lineage: Eukaryota; Viridiplantae; Streptophyta; Magnoliopsida; Dioscoreales; Dioscoreaceae. Bases 303 to 998 code for a protein of 231 amino acids.
GCAAAGCAAACGAUCCCGGUCUCUCAUUAUAUCCCGCGCCUCCCCAGCGAUUUCAAAACUAGAAUCCUAUAAUCCAAAACCAAAACCCUAAUUUUUCCUCCCAAAUCCCAAUCCUCACCUGAUCCUCUCCGUUCUCCACUCCAAGAUCAUUUCUUUCCAUCUUAUUCUUCAUCUCCCGCCCAUUUCUCUCUACUCGGAACUAGGGUUUGGCCUCCAAGAUUUCUCAUUUCCCCUCUCCCGCCAUAUAUCUUUUGAUCCAUUUCUCCCGGUUUGGAUCUAGGGCUCCGGUUUUGGGAAUUUGAAUGGCUGAUGCCGCUGGUGGUGGAUCGCGGCCCAAGAGGGCUCUGGAGGGUUUUGAGGAGAUGGUGGAUGGGGAGAAGCGGAAGAGAGUGAAGGGUUCAGGGACAGUGUCCGAAGGAACCAGAACUUACAAUUCAGAAUGCUUGAAUGUAGCAGAAUGCAAGUCUGAUGGGCAACGGCACAAAAAUUCUGAGGUGGAAGCUAUUUGCCAAAUCACUGAAGAAAAUGUGCCCACACUUUUGGAUAUACCGAUAAAUGUGCCUGCUGUCAAUAGGUUUCAUGAACAAAAUGCUGCUCCUUCAAGUUUGGGUGCUGAUGGCUGCCAGCAUUUUGCAGAACAGCAAAGCAAUGCUCCUUCUAAACACCAUGAAGAGAUGAAUGGAUCAUACCCUGCUUCCAAAGCUGAUAAAGAUUGCCGUUCCCUAACAAGGACCAUAACUGGCUCAAAAGUGGGGUUUACUGUUAUAGAUGCUUCAAGGGCAAUUGAACACAAUCCAUUUUACCCCUACAAGAAAUUAGGACAGGUGAAAUCAACAGAUACCUCAGAAUGUGGCAGCACUACUGGUCCUGUGGAGGAGAGUGAACCAUUAAGAAUGUGGAAAGAAAUGAAGCAGAAUGGCUUUCUCUCAUCUUCACAUGGAGGCAUACCCAUGCCCAAACAGCGUGGUAGGCAUCAUAGAAAAGAUGAAAGAGCUUAA